AGCUAGCUGCCAAGACCAUAGCUCCCAACAUUUUACUCCAAGCUAACAGCUGGCUUCUUCCUCUCUUCCUUGCACACCAGGUCCCCUAGCAUCGCUGAUGUUGGUAAUGACCUUGGCUUGCACCCUUUGAUUCUCACUUCAAAGCAUACUAAGCGUAUGAACUACCACCUCCAACUUCUUAGAGAACUCCUUACACACCAAAUCACUGAAGGUAGCAAGAGCAAUUUCUGAGAGUUCUUCCCAAUUCCUUGUCUUGAGAAAAAGAACUAGAGUAGUGCAGAGACAUGGCUGCCCCUGCUGCUCCCUCACCUCAGAAGAAGAUCAUAGAAGUGCUCCAGAAGGAGCAGGACAUCCUCUGGAGGAUCCUGUGGGAGAACAUCGAUAAGGUGAAAGAGCUUACUGAUUCCACCAGCGCUGACCUGCGAGGCCCUGAGAUUGAGAGCAUGCCAAAGACAGCCAAGAUAUGGUUGCAGCAGGCAAGGCAGAUCAACCACGACAUUGAAGACAUCCUUGAGAAGUCCCCCUCGAAGACCUGCAACUCGAAAGGAUCCAACAUCCUAUCAUGCAUCGCUCAGCCAAUCAACUUUGUUGCCCGGCAGAGAAUCUACAAGCAAGUCCAAUCUCUCAGUGCUCGCAUAGACACCAUCAAGUUGAGGUUGUCACUGCUGACAAAUUUUGAUGACAAGGAGGCACCAGCGAAUCCAACACGGUACCAGUUGGAUGACCGGCAGCUUGACAUGCUCUCUCUAGAUGAGGCUAAGGUGAUAGGCAUUGAUUUUCCAAAGGCAAAGGUAACUCAGCUGUUGCUGGACGAAGAAAAGCAGCUGAGGGUGAUCUCCAUAAUUGGAGGUGCUGGUGUUGGCAAGACAACUCUUGCAAGGAGUGUUUACAACGACAAAAAAGUGCAAGGGAGAUUCCGAUGCCAUGCAUGGGUCACAAUUGGUGCCCCAAUCUCGAUGGUGGAUCUACUGAAGAGUAUCAUGGUGCAAAUAUUUGUUGAGAAGUUGGAGGAAAUACCAACAAGCCUUGACUUCAUGGAUGAGAUUCAGAUUGCUGAGGUUAUUGGACGGUAUCUUGCUGACAAAAAAUUUUUGGUUGUCCUAGAUGACAUAUGGAAUUCUGACAUGUGGGACUACCUGAAACUUGCUCUACCCAACAAUGGCCAAGGGAGCCGCAUCAUAGUGUCCACACGAGCCCAAGAGAUUGGGAGAGACUGUCGCUUAGCUUCUGAUAUUCAGAUCUUUGAGCAGAAACCACUCAAUGAAGAUGAUGCCUGGUUGCUUUUCUGCAACAAGGCUUUCCCAGCAAUUCAGGCAAGGUGUCCAACUGAACUGAAGGAUACAGGAAGGAAGAUUGUCAGGGAGUGCCAUGGUGUUCCACUGCUUGUUGUCACCAUUGGUGGACUAAUGUCAAUGAAGGAACGAACAGUCCAGGUAUGGAAGAAUGUUCUUGACAACCUGCACAAGAAAUACCUCCCUGAGUUCACUCUCCCUAGUAUCCUGUGGUUUGCUUACAGUGACUUACCACAUCACCUCAAAUGUUGCUUUUUGUACUUCAUCAUGAUCCCAAGGAAAUACUCGAUAAAACGCAUGACGCUCAUCCGGCUAUGGAUGGCUGAAGGGUUCAUCAAGAAUGAUCAGGAAGGAACACUUGAGGACACUGCGGGCCGUUACCUGACAGAGCUCAUAGACAGGAGCAUGGUUCAAGUGACGGAUUUUUAUGAUUAUGGGAGGGUGAAGAGCUGCAGUGUCCAUGACAUGCUGCGAGAGAUCAUCAUCUUAAAGUCUUCCGAGGACAAUUUUGGCAUUCCUGUGACCCGGGGUGUUAAUAAGGUCAGAGGAAAUGUGCGACGUCUGUCCAUCAUCAAUACGAAUGAUGAUUUCCUAGAAGAUAACAGCUGCACCAACCUCCGCACUUUGUUUGUCUUCGGUGCUAGCUCAAUAAGCACCAGAUCACUGCAUGCUUUUCUAGUUGGAUUUCGGUUGUUGAGGAUCCUGGAUUUGGAGGGUGCACCAGUCGAGAGCUUACCAGAUGAACUGCCUGAUCUUUUCUACCUACGGUAUAUGAGUCUGAGGAAUACAAGGAUUGACAAGCUUCCAAAGUCCUUGAAGAAGAUGAUGAACCUACAGACAUUGGACCUGAAAGGUACAUAUGUCUCUCAGCUACCUUCAGGAAUCACCAAGCUUGAAAGCCUUCGGCACCUACUUGCUUACCGCUAUUACUCUGGCCGGCAUCCACCAUAUUACUAUACUCUUGGAGUCAUACUUCCCCAGGGAAUAGGGAAUUUAAAAGAGCUGCAAAAACUGACUUAUGUUGAAGCCAACCAAGGAAAUGGAACCAUUAAGGAGCUAGGUAGCUUGACACAGCUGAGAAGGUUGGGUAUUGUCAAGCUGCGAGAAAAUGAUUGCAUGCAUCUCUGCUCAUCAGUUGCCAAGAUGACAGAACUUCUUUCCCUUUCAGCAUCAUCGCUUGAUGAUGAAAUUCUUGAUCUUCGAUCCCUGAAUCCUGCUCCUCGGUGUCUCAAGCGCCUCUAUUUGAGGGGGCCUUUGCCAGGAAUACCUUCUUGGCUACACUCCCUGAAGAAUCUUGUAAGGAUACGGCUUAGGUGGUCGCGUCUGAAUGAGGAGUCACUUAAAGAGCUCCAAGGUCUCCCUCUUGUUGAACUUGCACUCAUUCAAGCUUAUGAUGGGGCAAAGCUAGAAUUCACCCAAGGAUUUGCCAAGCUUGAGAUACUAGAGUUGGACCAUUUGACUAACCUUGAGCAUAUCAACAUUGAGAAAUCAAUGCCUGGCCUUCAGAAGAUAUCCAUCAGGUCAUGCGACAAAUUGCUUACCAUACCUGAUGGUAUAGAAGGGUUAGAGAAUCUGAAAGAGCUUUACUUAUUUGCCAUGCCCAGGACCUUUGUGGACAGCUUGAUGAAGGGAGGUGUUAAUCAUUGGAGAGUUGAACACAUUCCAGUUAUUCGCCACUUUAAUGAACAUCGCGACAUUUCUUUGACAAAUCUUUGAAGGUUGAAGUUACAAUAUUAUGGCUUGGUGCAUACUUUUGAUCCACACACAUAUUUUGUCAUGUCUAAUCUGUGUACAUGCAUCUCAGAGAUGUGUGGAUAUUUUAAGAAGAACAGAGCCAUCAUCUUCCAGAGGGACAGAAAAGCUUUACGGUGAUUGUUUUUUGGAAGAAAUAUGCAGAGAUACUGUUGCUCAUCUAGCAUGUGGCUUGCUAUAGAACAUGCUGGUUUUUGUAUUGAUUGGGAAGAUUAUUCCAAAAUUGCCAAGAUAAAACAUUCUUCUCAAUUAAGUACAGCACACCCAAAUUAAAAAGGCUGUGGUAACAUGCCAAAAAAAAGUGGCAGCUAAUUAUCAGCAAAGUAGCCAAGCGCUUGUUCUAUUUUGCAUACUGUCUGAAGUUAGAAGUUAGUGCACUGUCUGACAAAUGUGAGUCAGUCAAUUGACUCAAUUCAUAACUAGCUACUCCAUCCAUUUUGUA
Molecule: messenger RNA, 3486 nt
Organism: Oryza brachyantha (malo sina)
Lineage: Eukaryota; Viridiplantae; Streptophyta; Magnoliopsida; Poales; Poaceae
Product: disease resistance protein RPM1-like
Exons: 1
Coding region: 285-3008 (907 amino acids)
Biological process (GO): defense response to other organism
Molecular function (GO): ADP binding
Source: RefSeq, a predicted model, not a curated record